This is a messenger RNA of Carassius gibelio (silver crucian carp), 1999 nucleotides long. RefSeq names its product platelet-activating factor acetylhydrolase 1b, catalytic subunit 2 (gene pafah1b2). The record is from RefSeq and is a predicted model, not a curated record. NCBI's taxonomy places the organism in Eukaryota, Metazoa, Chordata, Actinopteri, Cypriniformes, Cyprinidae. Bases 364 to 1050 code for a protein of 228 amino acids. The transcript has 6 exons.
GGCGGAAGUGAGGCUUCCAGUAAAGCGCGAGGGCGGGGCGCAGUGAAGAGGUGGUUGGCUGGAUGCUAUUUGGUUUACAUAACCAAAACGUUUACUGUGAUUCAUUGAAAAGGCCUCGCGUUGUAUUCUCACAUAUUUAAAACAUCCAACAUUAUUUCUGCUGUGUAGCCUGAGUCAGUUAAGGUUGUAUAGUGUGUUCUAAGGGAGAUCUGGAAAAGCAAAGUCGAGGUGCGUGGCAGCAGAAACACUCAUCUGCAUCUUUCCCGGACAGACAGUCUGUGGACUGAGGGACCCUGCCCUGCUCUGCUGCACACCAGCAGCUCACUCACUGUAGACGGGAUUUGCAGACACGGUAGCCAGAGAAUGAGCACGGAGGAGAAUCCCGCUGCUGAGCCUGCGCCUGUGAUCGACGUGCAGGGAGACGGACGCUGGAUGUCACAGCAUAACCGGUUUGUGCAGGAGUGCAAGGAUGCAGAGCCUGAUGUUCUGUUUGUGGGGGACUCAAUGGUGCAGCUAAUGCAGCAGUAUGAGGUGUGGAGGGAAGUGUUCUCUCCUCUCCAUGCCCUGAACUUUGGGAUUGGUGGAGACACAACAUGUAAUGUGCUGUGGAGACUACAGAAUGGAGAACUGGAGAACAUCAGACCCAGAGUGGUGGUUUUAUGGGUAGGAACCAAUAAUCAUGAGCACACUGCGGACCAAGUUGCAGGAGGAAUACUGGCCAUUGCACAGUUAGUUCUGUCUCGCCUCCCCAAGUCCAAAAUGAUUGUUUUGGGCCUGUUGCCAAGGGGAGAGUUUCCUAACCCCCUGAGAGAGAAAAAUGCAGCAGUGAAUAAUCUACUUCGCGCAUCUCUACCUCAACUCGGCCCCGUUCAAUUUAUUGAUGUGGGAGGUAGUUUUGUCCACUCAGAUGGGGCUAUUUCGUCUCGAGACAUGUUUGACUUCCUGCAUCUGACUGCCAGUGCAUACAGGACCAUAUCAAUGACUCUUCAUGAGCUGCUGCUUCAAAUGUUGGAGGAAAUGCCUCAGGAGAGGCGGGCACUGCUGGUCUAGGAAGGGCCACUGCAUUGGUCAAUCACUGAAGAGGCAGGGUUAAGAAUUGUGUGCUAUUCAGAAUGUACCUAAAAUACUUUAUUUAGCAAGACUAAGAAAAGUACAAAAAGAACAGCCAGGUAAAAGGUGAUGUAGGACAGUGGCCAAUGUUAUAUGAUCAGUAGAUUGUGUAUAUGUAUCUAAGAUGCAUAAUAGACAACAGAAUAUGAAAGAAGAAAUAUUUGUGACAAGAAAUAUUCUUUCUUAGGACCAUUGCUUUGCAGUGGGACCAGAAUCUCUUCAAAAUUCCAUUGUCACAGUCUGAACAACCUUUAGUACUGUAGUAGCACUUAAUCUGCCAUCUCAUCCGUGCCUUCAUACAUGCACUCGGUCACACAGUGGUGUUAUGAUGACGGCAACAUGAUUCACUUCAUGCAAGUGAAACCAUGCUUUUGAAAUAUGUAAAACCUCCUUUUUCUCUUUUGCCCUUUCCCAAUAACACAACUAUGAUAUAUUGGAGGAAGACUGGACACCAUGUCAUACCUUGUGUUUGUGAGUUUGGGUUUGAAAAAGCACCUCUUAAGCAUCUAAUGCACAACCGUGAGAUUUUCAAUGUUAAUAUUUAUCACAAUUGCAUCCAUGUUUUUGUGUAUGUGUCCAUGCGCUCUAUUAAGUAUUAUGUGGAGAGGUAAGUGUGUGUAUGGGAGAGCCAGUGGGCAAGAAGUGAUAAAUAAAGUUGUGUGUGUGUGUGUAUGUAUAUGUAUUAUAUAUGUAUAUAGAAUCUGUUAGUAUUAAUGUACUCUGUGCAAAGUACUUUCCGGUGCUGGUGUAUGUGAAUGUUUUUGUGUUUGAGUGUAAGAGAUCAACCAUCUAUAACUAUUUGUAUAGCCCACAAUGCGUGCACUGUUACUGUGGCACAACUGCCACAUGCUUCAGAUCCAAGCAUUACAAUAAAUCAGCAGAGAUCGAA